AUGGAAGCCGACAUGAGUGUUCAAAUCCAUGAUAGAGCCACGUUUAUGUUCAAGUCAACCCAACCCAACCAUAUCGACAUUUGCACAAAACGAUUUACAUCUGCACUAGAUUUUAUACGAAUUAAUAAAUCGUUCAUUUUUACAUCCAAAACAAACUGCAACAUAUUUUCUUCUUUCUUUCUUUCACUGUCUUUCUUUCUUUCUUUCUUUCUUUCACUGUCUUUCUUUCUUUCUUUCUAUCUAUCUGUCUAUCUAUCUAUCUAUCUGGUUCAUAUCUAUCUCAGCCUCUCUAUUUCUAUGUCUGUUAUAUAUGUCAAUCUGUUCGUAUCUAUCUAUCUAUCUAUCUAUCUAUCUAUCUAUCUAUCUAUCUAUCUAUCUCUUUUUAUGUUCAUAUCUAUUUCCGUCUGUUCAUAUCUAUCUAUCUAUCUAUCUAUCUAUCUAUCUAUCUAUCUAUGCUUGUUCAUACCUAUCUCAACCGCUAUAUUUUUGUCUCUCUAUGUAUAUUUAUCUCUUUCUAUCCAUCAGUACCUCUCUCGUUAUCUAUCUUUCUAUUUAUCUAUCUAUCUAUCUGGUUCAUGUCUAUCUCAGUCUGUUUAUUUCUUUUUCUUAUCUAUAUUAACAUAUAUCUCUCCCUCUCUCCCUAUCUAUCUAUCUAUCUAUCUAUCUAUCUAUCUAUCUAUCUAUCUAUUUCGUUCGUUUUCCGUCUCUGUCGGUUCAUAUCAAAUUUACUACUAUUAUCUAAUACUUUAUCCUUCCCUAACUCAGUGCAUCCAUUUUUUUAGAAAAUUCUUUCAAUCUAUCCAUUUUUUUAGCAUAAUUUUAUUCAUAGACACGAUAAAACCAUUUCAUGAAUGA
Molecule: messenger RNA, 855 nt
Organism: Acanthosepion pharaonis
Lineage: Eukaryota; Metazoa; Mollusca; Cephalopoda; Sepiida; Sepiidae
Source: the annotation of a GenBank genome assembly